AUGCCGCCGACGCGAACAGCUAAGUCGGACGAGGCCAGGAAGGCAGCGAAUGCUGCAGUGUACGGAGUGAGGCCGGGCUUCCAGGGCGGGCCACCAGCUCUCCCCGGCGCGUCUUACGCGACACUGGUGGGCCACUUCGCGUCCGGCUCACAUGCGGAGGUACCCUAUGAUCCAUUCACCCCGGGCAACAUCAAGGCAGAAUAUCCCAUGUCAGUCAAGGCCGAGCCGCAGUUCGAUCAAGGAAAACCUGUAUCUCAAUUCGCCUCAGACGCCGCAGCUGCUGUGCAAUUCGACGCCGAUGACUUCAGCGACGAUGAGGAUCUCAGCUUCAACGAAACAGCACCGGCACCGAAGAAGACCUUCAAGCCGAAGACCGCAAGAGCACCGCGACCCACAGGACCCAGAGGAUCUGUCAGCGCUUGCUUCCGAAUUGAUGGCGAGUGGCAGAACCAGCGUGUCGAAUGGCUCGGCCAUGCCACGAGGGCGGUGAUGUUUCGAGACAAAUUAACGCCGGCACACAUUGACACGCUGCUCUCCUUCAAGGAAACCUGCGAACGCCUCACUUCAUUCAGCUUCGACUAUCACGACGUCGACUAUGAUUCUACCAACUCUGCUACGGAGCUUACUGACGACGAUGUCAUCAAGAUAGCCCAUGCCUGUCCUAAGCUGAAACUCAUUUCCCUCCCAGGCACAUCGGGCCUCACAGAAAAGGCAUUUCUUGCGCUGUGCAAAUAUUGUCCCGACCUCACAAAUCUGCACAUCAGUACUGCCUCGAGAAAUGAGUCGAAUACGGGCCACAACAUAGUAUUUUAG
This is a messenger RNA of Colletotrichum tamarilloi, 813 nucleotides long. RefSeq lists its product as uncharacterized. Bases 1 to 813 code for a protein of 270 amino acids. The record is from RefSeq and is a predicted model, not a curated record. The transcript is spliced from 2 exons. NCBI's taxonomy places the organism in Eukaryota, Fungi, Ascomycota, Sordariomycetes, Glomerellales, Glomerellaceae.